Messenger RNA from Exophiala xenobiotica, 1557 nucleotides. RefSeq lists its product as uncharacterized. Gene Ontology annotation, molecular function: carbohydrate:proton symporter activity. The record is from RefSeq and is a predicted model, not a curated record. Gene Ontology annotation, biological process: carbohydrate transport; transmembrane transport. Bases 1 to 1557 code for a protein of 518 amino acids. Gene Ontology annotation, cellular component: membrane. The transcript has 4 exons. NCBI's taxonomy places the organism in Eukaryota, Fungi, Ascomycota, Eurotiomycetes, Chaetothyriales, Herpotrichiellaceae.
AUGGCAGGAGGAAAGCUUAUGAACGUGUUCAAACUCUCCAGGGCUGACGAGCCUAAAGAAGUACUCAACUGGCGCCUCUGGCUGGCAGUUCUCACUUUUGGAUUAUGCGGCGCGGCUAGAGGAAUCGACGAGGGCCUUGUGAGCGGAGUCUUCAGCUUCCAGGACUUUCAGCGACGACUGCAUAUCAAUGAGCUCGGUCAAUCUGCAUUUGCCAACAUUAAAGGCAAUGUCACGGCCAUGGUCAAUCUUGGGAGCAUUGGAGGUACGCUUGCUUGGGAGGGUGUGGGCGACACGAAUCCUCUGCAUGCUUUGAUCCUUGGUAUCGCAAUCUUCAUGGCCAACGGCGGCCACUUGGGCGCGGUCUAUGCUGGCCGCUUCAUCGCGGGGCUUGGAAUCGGUCAGACAACCGUUGUUGCUCCAGUUUACCUGGCUGAAGUCGCGCCGCCAUCUGUGAGAGGUCUUUGUACCUGUGCCUUUACCGGGGCCGUUUACCUUGGUAUUAUGCUUGCAUAUUUUGCCAACUGGGCUUGUUCUAUCCAUAUGAGGGAUGGGCUUGCCAGAUGGAAGGAGGUGCCCACGACUCUUCACCUGAUGUUCGCCACCAUAAUCCUAGCAUUGUCUUUCCUCGUUUACGAAUCACCACGAUACCUGAUCAAGUCUGGCCAAGACGAACGCGCACAGGUGAUUUUGCACAAAAUUCGACAAUCCUCCCCCCGCGACCAUCCUUUCGUUCAAAGGGAGCCUGCAGCGAUCCGCCUGGGUCUCAGCGAGGAGCAAGAGGCUACGCGCGGAACGGGAUUCUUCGGUCUGGUGAAAGAGAUGUUCCUCAUACCGGGCAACCUCUAUCGCGUCUACAUUGGUCUCGGGGGUCAGCUCCUAUCACAAUGGUCCGGAGGCCCAUCAAUCACGAUCUACGCCGUCAAUCUAUUUGCGAUCCUCGGUGUCACCGGCUCUAAUGAAUCCCUCUUUGCCACAGCCAUCUUUGGCGUCGUCAAACUCGUAUCAGCAAUUAUCUUCAAUCUCGAUGAUCUACGUUGCCGUCUUUUUGACGGCAGUGUCGAACAUCGCAGACAAAAACCAACUCCCUCUGAGGCCCAAGCCGCUACAGGGGCAAUUGUGAUGAUUUUCCUCUCGGGGUUUGGAUGGGCCAUGGGGUGGAAUAGCAUGCAGUAUCUACUCACAGCUGAGCUCUUCCCUCUUCGGAUCCGAGCCGCAGCGACCUCGUUGGUGAUGUGUGCACAUUUUGCGAACUCCUAUGGGAACAGUCGAGCGGUUCCUAACAUGCUGCUCCCAGUCUCUGAUGGAGGCCUGUCUCCGAUGGGGACCUUCUGGAUGUUUUCCGCGGUCACUAUACUGGGCGGAAUUUGGGUGUGGGUGACCAUACCUGAAACCAAGGGCAGGUCACUCGAGAGCAUGGACGUUCUUUUCACCUUGCCAUGGUACAAAAUUGGACUCUACGGAAAUAAGCAUGCAGUUUCAGGAGAGACUUACGCACAGCCGGAGAAGAAGCGGGAGGACGAUGUUGCUGAGCAGGAAGUAGUGGAACACAAGAAUUGA